Molecule: messenger RNA, 4436 nt
Organism: Equus caballus (horse)
Lineage: Eukaryota; Metazoa; Chordata; Mammalia; Perissodactyla; Equidae
Source: RefSeq, a predicted model, not a curated record
UUAGCAUCCUUCAUUUCAGCUGAGAGAACUCUUUUCAGAAUUUCUUGUAAAGGCAGGUCUAGUGGUGAUAAACUCCCUCAGCUUUUGUUUGUCUGGGAAAAUCUUUGCUAGAUAGGAUAUUCUUGGUUGCCAAGUGUUUUUUCUUUUAGUACUUUGAAUUUAACAUCCCACUCUCUCCUGGCCUGUUAGGUUUAUGCUGAGAAGUCUGCCGAUAGCCUUGUGUGGGUUACCUUGUAAGUCACAAGCUUCUUUUCUCUUGCUGCUUUUAAAAUUCCCUCUUUUCCCUGGAUUUUUGGCAAUUUUAUUACAAUGUGUGGUGGAGAAGAUCUCUGAUUUUGUUUGGGGACCUAUGAGCUUCAUGAACUUGGAUGUACAAAUCUCUCCUCAGAUUUGUGAAAUUUCUCAGCCAUUAUUUCAUUAAAUAAGCUUUAUGCUCCCUUCUCCUUCUCUUCUUCUCCUGGGACUCCAAUAAUUUGCAGAUUGUUUCUUUUGAUGGUAUCCUAUAGAUCACAUAGGUUUUCUUCACUCUUUUUUAUUCUUUUUCCUUUGUUCUCCUCUUGCUAGAUAAUUUCAAAGGUCCUGUCUUCUAAUUCAUUGUAUUUUUCAGCUCCAGAAUUUCUGUUUAGUUCUUUUUUUAAUCAUUUCUAUCUCUUUAUUUAGUUUCUUCUAACUAAACAAAGAAGUAUUGUUAAAUGCUUCUUGGAAUGUUAUCAAAUGUUGCCUUCUCUUGAGUUCCUCAAAAUAUGGAUGUCUUCAGCUUGGGUUUUACAAAGACACAGAAACUGUCCUCUAACCUGGGCAUUCCAUAAAACCUGAUUGCACAUUAUUCACUACAGUCUUUAUUCACCGGAGAGUACAGGGUUUCAAUUAGGAACAUCUCUCUUUGGGGCAAAAUCCAACUCUUCUUACUGCAGUCGCUAGGACCACAGCAAAGUCCUUGGCUGUGCAGGAGUCUGAAGGUAAAGGUGAGAAUCCUGGCAGCAGAGUGGAAGGAGCUGUGGAAGAGGCACAGACGUGGAACCUGGGCCAAGUAAGGGGAGCUCACAGGCUCAUUCCCAGUAGUGAUAGAUAUGCUUUGCAUAUCUCUCAGCUCAGAGCCACAAUCAUAUCCUCUGGAUAAUAGAGUUAAGGGGCACUGGUAUGAAGAACAACACAUCAUUUCAGAGGGUUUCAGAAAGGAUGGGGGGUGGGAGUGGAAGUUUAUUGGACCUGGGAGAAGGAGGCUAGAGGGAAAGAUCACAGAACUAGGCCCUAGUUCCUGCCCUGCCAGUGACUUCCUAGGUGACCCAAGGAAAUCACUUCUCUCUGAGCUUCAGUUUAUCCUCUGCCCAAUAGAGGUUUUAGCUGUUGCCUCCUGGUCAUCUCCAUUGAGACUCAGAAAUAUAUUACUAAAACACACUGGAAGUAGUAAGGUCAAUAGUUUAAUGUUGAUGACUGAUUAGCAAUGUGUAAAAUAUUUUUAUCAAUAAAUGAAAUAAUAUUGGUCAGGGUUUACUGCUGUGUCUGACUCUCAGUAUGAACAGCAAGCUUUGUGGCACUGUUCCAUUAUUUGCUCUCCAGCUCCAUGGUAGCCUUGAAAAUAACAGCCCAGAUCCCAAUUUAGCCAUCAGAAGGAACAGAAUAGAGUAGAGCUCUUUCAAAGGCUCAUUCCAAAAGAAUUGUCAUUAUUUGACCUAUCUGCUGGUUACCUGGAAGACCUCACUUGCAAAGCUAUCUGGAUUUAACUUAACUUGAAGUCGACUUAGUGCAAAAAGUCUUCUCCUCAGGGAAAUUUGGCAAAAACAAUUAUAGGCAAUGGUUUUAACUUCCUGGCUGCAUGAGGUUGUAGAUAACAUUUGGGGCAAAUGAGACACUAGCCAAAAAGCUUAAAGGAAAAGCUGGUAAAUUAGAUGUCCAUAGGGGUUUUGAAAAGCGCUGACAUAUUCCUGGAAGUUUAGAAGGCCUUGCACAUGUGUAGGGGUAUAUACAUGCCUAUGGCUAUGAGCAUGCUCAAGAAAGACAUGCAAUGGCCCUAAGCAUUGACCUCUGGCUGACCUUGUGGCUUUUCCCAAGCAGCAAGUAAAGUCUAAGACAGAGUUUUUAAUUGCUUGGCUAAUUCUUGAAGGCAUACCCCAAAAGGCUCACAGAGCUCCUUAUGAAAGACUGGGAGAUUUAUUAGUUCCAGGCAUUUAAGGUAAUCUUGUCCAAUCCUUAACUGACCACUAAGCUAAUCAGUAGGACUCCAGUGUCCACACACAACAAAGAAUACAGACUCUACAGAAUUAGUUGAGAAAAGUCACUAAACAAACAACAACUAUAACAAGCAGUAACAGCAACAAACCUUGGAGAGCAGGGAGAAUCUGACUUCAGAGUUGCCAUCUUAUAUUAUUUUAAAUGUCCAGUUUUCAACAAAAGACUAUAAGACAUACAAAGAAACAAGAAGGUAUCGCCCAUAAAAAAGGAAGGGAGGGAAACAAUCAAUAAAACCUUUCUCUGAAGAAGCCCAGACAUGGACCCAACUAGACAAAGACUUUAAAUCAGCUAUUUUAACUAUGUUCAAAGGAAACCAUGUUUAAAGAACUAGGAAAGUAUGAGAAUAAUAUCUCCAAUAGAGAAUAUCAGUAAAGAGAUAGAAAUUAUUUUUUAAAAAAGAACCAAAUAGAAAUUCUGGAGUUGGAAAGUAUAAUAACUGGAAAAAAAAAAAUUCACCAGAGAGGCUUAACAUCAGAUUUGAGCAGACAGAAGAAAGAACAAAUGAACCUGAAGAUAUGUCAAUUGAGAUUAUCCAGUCUGAGAAGUAGAAUGAAUAGAAAUGAACACAAGACUUCUAGUUUCCAUUCCAGCAUGUAAAGAUCUUUGGAGUUCUUAUCCUCAAAACAAGAAAAAAGCUGAACAAACUGAAAAUCAACAAGUCUUCUUAGGUCAACCAGAGAAUUGCAGUCACAUGGCAAAUAGCCACCCCAAAAAGUGAAGACAGGUGAAUACAGAGAAUCACAGCUUACCAGGAGCAGAAGCCACCACUGAGUAGAUGUUUUCUGAGUUGCUACAAACUUUUAGUUAAUUUCCAGCCUGAAAAGGCUGAUUCUGGCAAAUUUUUGCCAGAUUUUUCAUUGCUUUCAUAGAGGACAGAAUUUUUCAGAGGUUUUAUGUCAUCAUUUUUGUCACUUUCUCCCCUGCUGUUCAUGACCUCUUCCAGGGUUUGGCCAGAGCAGCAAGGGAUAAUCCUUUGUAGUUAAAAUAAUUCCCUCAUUUAAUUGAACCAGCUUUGCUGGGUGACAGUACCUUGAAAUCAUAGAAACCUGGUUUAGAACAGAUAUCCUAGUCAAAUUACUUUUUGAAAUCUCUUUAUCUUAACCAUAAAGUAUGGUAAUAUUCUGAAGUCAAUGAACCUAUAUCUGAAUCCUGUUAAAUGGCUGCAACUACGUUAUUAUUUCAUCGUGUAGGUAAAACAUGAAGUCUAACCAGUCUUCUAUGAUUGAACUUUCAGAUACAUUAUUUUUUUUAGAUAUUAGCCCCCCCCACAUUACUAUCCUUUUAUUUUAUUGAGAUCUCAAAUUUGCUUUUGAUUAGCAAUCAAACCUUAAAAGGUUCUCUGAGGGAAAUAAAACCUGAAAAGGAGAAACUGAGAUCAAAUUAUUUAAAAUAAUAUUUGAGCGUUCAUAGUUCCAUUGGUGCUAAAAUAUAUCUGAACAUGGAAUGGAAUUCAGAACCCCAUGAAGGAGAGUUGGUAGCCAAAGAGUUGAUGUCACACAGCCCACCACCUAACAGGCAGAGUUGGAGCUUGAUGGUGGCUGUCCAUUCUGCCAGCUCUGGUGGAGACUGCGCUUCUAAAAGCAAGCUCUUCAAAUUUAUAUCUUAAGUACUCCUAACAGGAAUAAUUAGAAUUUUUCUUUCUCAAAUUAAAGGUUUGAGAAAUUCCUGAUAAGAUGUACUGUUCCCUAAAGUUCAUGUUAAUUGUAAUUUUUUUGUGCUGUCGGCAUUCAUCCAGCUAUGAAGACUUAGGUGCUGAUAAAUCUAAAGUCAACACCGUAAUUAUGUUCUGCAUUGGUGGCGGUAUCCUGGUGGCCAUGCUCGUGCUGAUAGGUGUUGUCAUCUGUCUUUACGUCCAAGUAGCCAGUGCAUUGAAAGCUCCAAUGGUACCUGCUUGUUUGGCCUUAAAAAAUAAUCCAGCCAUGGUCACCCAGGACAAGGUCGCCACAGCCAUCACCACUGGGUCUUAUCCCAACCUCCAAUGCUGUGACGAGUGUAGCUUGUAUGCCGACUUUGAUUCCCUGCCACCGUGCUUCUGUGACGUAAACGAGGGACUCUGACUUGGGCGGGCACAAAUAUCCUCAUGAGCAAUAUUUCUUAGUACAAUGUUUUAUUAUUCAAGUUUUAUAGUGUUUACAUUAUAUUAUGUAUUGCAGAACAUAUUUAUGUCCUUUUGAAUAAAUGCAAUAUUGAAAAUAAUUUUCCCU